GCUCAAAAAUACUAAAACGCAUGAUAUUAAAAAUAUAUUAAACGAAAUGAAAAUUAUCAUGUCUGAAAAUGAUGUUCAACCAAUAAAGAAUGAUCAUUCAAAAAUUAAGAAAUCAAAGAAUAUUGAGCCUGCUACAAGUACGGAACCAGUUAAAAACGCUGAGAUUGGUAAAAAACAUAAAAUGGUUCAAAAUACGGAAACAGAUAAUGAUACUAAAAUAGUUCAAAAUACUAAGAAAAGUAAAAAAUCUAAGACUGCGGAGGCAAAUAAAGAUAUUGAAGAAGUUAAAAAUACGAGGACAUCAAAAAAUUCCGAGAUAGAUAAAAACACGGAAAAAGUUAAAAAUACUGAUACAGUGAAAAAAUCUAAAACAGUUAAAAGUGAUGAGACAGUUAAGAAUACGAAGACGAUUCAAAACACCGAAACAAUGAGAAUUACAAGAGCAAAUAAAAAUGAAAACUCAGUUAAAAACACAGAAACAGUUAAAAAUAAUGUAACUAUUCAAAAUACAGACACGUUUGAAAAUAUCGAGACAGUUACAGAAAACGAGACGGUUAAAAAAAGUAAGAGAGGUAGAAAACCUAAAACUAUUAAAAAUAUUGAGCCAGUUGAAAUAUUGGAGACACAAAAAAGUACGGAGACAGUGACAAAUACGAGAAAAACUAAAAAUUCCAAUAAAGUUGAUAAUUCCGAGACAGUGAAUAGUGCAACAAAAAAAAAUUCAGAGACAGUUAACAAUGUAGAGGCAGUUAAAAAAAGUAAGAGAGGUAGAAAACCUAAGGCUAUUAAAAAUGAGCCAGUUGAAAUAUUGGAGACACCUGAAAAUAAGGAGACGGAUAAAAAUGCUGAGGCGGUAAAGAAUAUAAAAACAGCAAAAAGCGAUGAGAGAGCUAAAAAUUCAGAAACAGUUCAUAAUACGGAACCAGUUGAAAAUAUUGAAGCUAUUGAAAAUUAUGAAACAAUAAAACAUGUCGAAACAGUUGUAAAUACUGAGGCAGGUAAUAAUACUACUGUUAAAAAAACUAAGAGAGGUAGAAAACCUAAAUUUUUAAAAAAUACUGAGCCAGUUAAUUCUUUUGGGACACUUGAAAAUAAGGAGAAAAAUUCCGAGAAGGCAAAAAAUGCUGAGGAAGAUGAAAUCAAUGACACACAUGAAAAUAUAGAUACAUCGAAAAAUUUUGAAGCAAUUAAAAAUAACGGUAAAAACGGUAAAACAGUAAAAAACAUAGAAAUCGUUGAAAAUACGGAGUCACAUAAUGAUGUCGAGGUCUUUGAAAAUAAAGGGACUGUUGAAAAUACUGAGAGAGGUAGAAAACAUAAGGCUUCUAAAAAUAUUGAGCCGAAUGAAAUAUUGGAGACACAAGAAAAUAAGAAGAAGCCUAAAAAUGUUGAGAAGGUUAAUAAUAGGAUGACGGCAAAAAAUGAUGGUAAAGAUACAAACACGAAACCACCUGAAAAUAGUGAGCCCGUUGAAAAAACGGAGUCAAUGGAAAGUACGCAGACUAUUAAAAAUGUUGGAACAGAUAAAAAUAACGAAACAACAAAGAAUACAGAAACAGUUGAAAAUACAGAGACAGUUGACAAAGCUAAGAUUGUUAAAAAUACUGAGCGAGUGAGGAUAUUGGAGACAACUAAAAAUGAUAAGGUGAUUAACAAUACUAAGAGGGCAAAAAAUGCUGAGAAAGAUAAAAAUACGGAUACAGUUAAUAAUAUACAGGCUUUUGAAAAUGAGGGGACUAUUGAGAAUACUGAGACAAGUAGAAAACCUGAGGCUAUUCAAAAUAUUGAGCCUGUUGAUAUACUGGAGACACAAGAAAAUACUAAGACAGCUAAAAAAAUUGAAAAACUGAAAAAUAUUAAAACAGUUAAAAAUGUUGAGAAAGGUAAAAAACCUAAAGUUGUAAAAAAGAGUGUGCCAGUUGAAAUAUUGGAGACCGAUAAAAAUGCUGAGAAAACUAAAAACACGGAUCCAGUUAAAAAUUUUGAAACUGUUAAAAAUAAUGCAACAAUAAAAAAUACAAAGACAGCUGAAAAUAUGGAUACGGUUAAUAUGACAAUUGAAAAUACUGAAAAAAGCAAAAACCCCAAGACUGUUAAGAAUAUUGUGCCAGAUAAGAUAACGGAGAUGACUAAAAAUACUGAUAAAGCUGAAAAUACCGUUAAAAAUAACGAAAAUGUGACAAACACCAAUACAGACAAAAAUACUAAGACAGAUAGAAAUACUGAGACAGGUAAUAAUAUGGAGACAGUUGAAAAUGGUGAAGCAGUCGAAAAUAAUGGAACUAUUAGAGUUGAAAAAACAGUUGAAAAUACAGAGACAGCUAACAAUUCAACUGAUAAAAAGGAAGAGGCAGUUAAAAAUACUGAGAAAGGUAAAAAAACUAAGGCUGUUACAGAUGUCGAGCUAGCAAGCAUUACAGAGACAACGAAAAAUUCGGAAACAGUUGAGGAAAUGCAGACAGUUGAAAAACUAGAGACAAGUAAAAAUAUCGAAGAAGUAACAGAGACUGUUGAAAAUGUAGAAGCAGAUGCAAAUAAUGAAACAAUAAAUAAUACUCAAACAAAUGAAAAUACAGAGACGGAUAAAGAAUCUAAGGUUGUCAAAAAUAUUGUGCCUGUUAAAAUGUUGGAGACAUUAAAAAAUACAAAAACAGCAAAAAAUACUGAGAUUUUUAAGAAUACGAAGACGACAAAAAAAAAGGAGACUGUUGAUAACAUGCUGACAGUUAAAAAUAACGAAACAGUGUCAAAUACCGAGACAGUAAAUAUUACGAAGAGUGUUAAAAAUGCAGAGCCAGAUGAAAUACCGGAGACAACUGAAACUGAGAAAGGAGUCAUACAUGUUGAAACAGUUAAAAAUACAGAUACUAUUGAACAUACUGAGCUAGAUAACAUAAUGGAACCAGUUACCACUUUGGAGACAGUAAAAAUUAAGGAGACAGUUGAAAAAAAGGAUGCAGUUGAAAAAAUGGAAAUAGCAAAUCCGGAGGCAGUUAAUAAUAGUCAGAUGGAUCAAACUAAACCUUCAGGUAAACAAACUUGCGUAAGUGAAAAUAUCAUCAAAGAAAUUAUUAAUAAUAACAAAGUUUUGCAAGUUAAUUUAGAAAAGUUUAGUUUUUUUCCAGAGAUAAUGGAUUUAAAUAACGACGUCGACGAAGCAAAGAUAAUUGAAAUACAAAAACAAAUAAUAAAAGAUAAAAAUUUAGUUGUACCUGAAAAAGAUUUCGAAGAUUCCUUUCAAGAGAUGAUCACAAAGGUAGAAUUAUCUGUGGACUUAGUAGAAGAAACACAUUACUACGACGAAUCAUCCGAUAUAGAAACAGAAAUUAAAGAUAACCAGAAGAUAUUUCAAAAAGACAUGUCUUAUGAUUCAUCUUCUAUUGAAUCUGAUUCAGAAAUAUCAGAUUCAGAAGAAAGUGUUACUGAAAAAGAUAAAGAUACACUUCAAACUAUAGACAACGUUAUUGCAAAAUAUGAAGAACGACAAAAGAUAGGAAAAGGCAAACACAAAGCGACAUCUAUAGAUAUAAAAACAAAAAAACAUAGAAAAACAACGGAAAAUAUGAACUUCUCUACAAUCAUUGAAAAUAUAAUUACGGAAGAGUUGAAUCUGAAAAAGAUACCUGAAAUAGGUAAAAUUAAAGAGGAACCCGGUUUAAAAGAUAGUCAAAAGGUAACAAGUAAAGAAGAAGAUGAAAAGAUAGAUCAAAAGGUAAAAAAGAAAGCGGAAGAGGUGUUUGAAGACCGCACCUUUUUGUGGACUCAUGUUAUUGACGGACUUAUUAUACAAGAAUCAGACGUAGCUUUUCCUAUCAGCCAACACUGGGCUUACGAAAAACAGAAGGAACAAGAAGCAUUGGCAAGCCAAGAAGAGAAGGGCACUGAACAGAAGAUAAAUCAAGAAGAAAAACCUGGAAAAGACUUUUAAUCUACAUGUGAGUUAAUAUAUCACUAAUGAGUAUAAAACAUUUUUAAUUGGCUGUUAUUAAAUUUCCAGCUGAAUUAAUGAAAGCUGUUACGCAUAAUUAUGAUUAUUUAAUUUUCGUAAUAAUAAAAAACUAAUUAGAUAUAAAUGGGCAAGUAUUAGUGAAAAAAAUACGUUGGUAUAAAUAUUUUUUAAUAUUUAACUGGCGGUUUAGAUACAUAUUUACUCUUAUAAACAAUAAAUCAAGCAAAACACACAAUUAAGUUAAACCAAGAUGUAUUUAGGUUUCUAUCGUCUAUAGGACGCUACAGACUUCCAUUUUUCGUAUUUAUACUUAAUCACUACUCUAUAGGGAUAACUACCGUAUUGAAUAAUAUUGCAUAUAUAUUUUUAAAUUUGUCCUGCGAGCUUAAACUGAUCAAAGUGAAUGGAACUCUCGCGUGACGUGACUUCACUUUUAUGUACCUAUAAAUUUCGCAGUCGUUACGUCAUAAGCUCCCUACACUUUAAAACAGUUUAUCAUUGUUCAAAUAAAGGUUAAUUCUCUAUAUGACCGACUUAAGAUUUUUACUUUUCACUUUGGCGACUUUAAGUGUCAUGCAGUAUCUGCCACUUUAAGGUGUACAGUAGCUGCAAAGCAUCUUAAAAUAACUUUCGUAGUCAAUUUAAAUUGUAAAUAAUCGUUUAAUGUAUUAGUUGUAAAUUUUGUAAUUUUAUAUUUAUAAUAAUUUACCAAAUGUUUAAGCUAAGUACAACUGUAUAUAAACUUUAAUUAAAUUUUUAAUUAGGUUAUUAAUUAAAAUAUGGUUUACUUAUAAACUAAAUAUACGUCGUUGGUAACAAUUAAUUACGAAAUUCAAUCUUAGAACUGGGCCCCAAUUAUGCUAUUUACAAUGCUGAUGAAUUAUGAAAAUUGGCUUAAAAUAACACUUUUCGUAUUCUUUUAAGCAUUUUUCCUAG
This is a messenger RNA of Trichoplusia ni (cabbage looper), 4885 nucleotides long. RefSeq lists its product as uncharacterized. The transcript has 2 exons. The record is from RefSeq and is a predicted model, not a curated record. Lineage: Eukaryota; Metazoa; Arthropoda; Insecta; Lepidoptera; Noctuidae. Bases 47 to 3928 code for a protein of 1293 amino acids.